Messenger RNA from Rotaria sp. Silwood2, 1110 nucleotides. NCBI's taxonomy places the organism in Eukaryota, Metazoa, Rotifera, Eurotatoria, Philodinida, Philodinidae. The record is from the annotation of a GenBank genome assembly.
AUGCGUUGGCGUUGUGAUUGUUUUGAUCAAUGGCGUUUAAAUGAAAUGCGUCUCGAUGCCGCAUUAUUAUCACAACAAAUACCACGACCACCAACAUUACGAAAUGGUAUUAAUAAUACAAGUGUAACAAGUCGAACAUCAAUAACACAUUUACGUGUCAGUUCAACUCGUCGUGGACAAAUAAAUAAUAAUUCAAAAAAAUUAAACAAAGAUUUAUCAAAUCCUUUUAUUUUAACUGAAAAUCUAAAUAAUUUAUGUCCUUUUGAUUUUGGAAUUGAAGAUAGAGAUACAUACAACAAUAUGGAACAACCUUUAGAUUUAACAAUAACAAAUACAAAAAAUUCAUUUACAAUUGAAUAUUUAACAUCUAAUAUUCUUAAACCAAAACGAAAGCCAACAUUUUAUUAUCAACAAUCACCAUUACAUCCAUUAGAAAAUCAAAAUUUUUCUUUAAAUUCAACAUUAAAUGAACAUGUUGUACCAAAUAUUUGUAGUCCAUCAACAAGUACUAAUUGUGCUUUGGAAAUAGUUAAUGGUGGACAUGGGAUUAAAAAUCCAUUAUUUGAUUGUGCGACAGAAGCACUACAAAUUAAAUAUGCUAAUUCAACAAAUCAAGGUGAAGAAUUUAUAUGUGGUUUAUGUAUGAAAACAUUUAAACUUCAACGUCUUCUUAAUCGUCAUUUAAAAAAUCAUAGUCAACUUAAACGAUAUUUAUGUACAUUUUGUGGUAAAGGAUUUAAUGAUACAUUUGAUCUUAAACGGCAUACACGAACACAUACAGGUGUUCGUCCAUUUAAAUGUGAUCAAUGUGAAAAAGCAUUUACACAACGUUGUAGUCUUGAAUCUCAUCAACGAAAAGUUCAUGGAUUAAAUCAUGUUUUUGGAUAUAAAAUUCGUCGAAAUAAAUUAUAUGUAUGUGAAGAUUGUGGACAUACAUCAACUGAUCCAUCAAAACAUUAUGAACAUAUAAAAAAUUUUCAUCCAUAUUCACCACUUAUACAUCGAUAUUAUGAUAAAAGACAAUUUAAAUUUGAUUCAAAUUCCUUAUUAUCAAAUAAAAGCAUAUCAGAUCGAUCGAUUUUAUCUGAUGAUGAUAAUCAUAUUCAAUGA